Gongylonema pulchrum is the source of this 489-nucleotide messenger RNA. The record is from the annotation of a GenBank genome assembly. NCBI's taxonomy places the organism in Eukaryota, Metazoa, Nematoda, Chromadorea, Rhabditida, Gongylonematidae.
AUGCUGGCGGAGGUGUCCUGCUCUGGUUUUGAGCCGCAGACGUAUCUCCGAGAACGCUGCAAGAAAUGCUUCCGCUUGCGAUCGAAGCAUGACGUUGAAAAUUCCGACAGUGCCGUAAACGCCACUAAAAGUGGUAAGAGCAGUUCGAAUGGACAGCAGCAGCACACCUCCGUAACUGCAAGUAUGAAUGACGAAGACACAACGUCAUGCACAUCAUACAAGUCAGCUAGCUCGAAAGGUCUCUCAAGUGCGAAGUCGGCCGAGAGUAUAUCAUCGAAUCAGGACAGCAAGAGCAUGAUUACAGCCAUUUCUGAAAGCAUUCAGGAUGAUGAACGAGCAAUUACGCCUAUGGAAAGCAGUUCGGUCGGUGCUUCUCCUGAAAUUACCAAUCUGUUCACAAAACUCAUUCUCAAAACUGUAAUGGUUGAGGCUUCUUCGUCCUCUCUCUUUUCGUUACCUGCCAUUCUGCAUGGAAAGAAGAGGUUUUAA